UCACUUUUAAUACAUAUGUAACUCUCUCCGCACAAUACACACAUUCACCAGCACUGAGGAGGCUGCGCCAGCACCCACUUCGUCGGCGCAGAACUUUCCCUUCUCCACAUCGGGCACCGCCGUCACCUUCAUUUGGGUCUGCUGAAGUCCAGCUUAGCACGACUGCACCUUUGUGCUCCCCCCUCGGCCAGCGCCCCUUCUCCCUUUCCUUUGUACACACCACACCUCGACUGGCAGCAAACACACACUACCACCAUGGACUCCAUGCGGCACCUCUCGACAUCGCUGCCACGUCAGAGGGGCGAGUAUGACCUUGCCGCCGACUUUCGAAAUGCCGCCAGAAGCGUCACCGAUCUAUACAGAAAUGCCGUAGCGAGCCAGAAUACAGCACGAGCAGGCGGAUACCAAGAUGCUUUGGAUGACUUGUUGGCAUUUUUGGACAAGGAGAAUCUCGGUCUCAUGGAUGGCGAGGGUUGGAGAGUGAGGCAGUGGGCCACCGAGCGAUUGGAUACAGACCCCACACGCCAGGCAGGUGCCGCUCAUGCAGAAGACGACGAUGAUACGAACAUUACCACCGUCAAGGACGACGACAAAGCCACCGAGCGAAGUUCGAGCCCAGAAGUCCAGAGAAAACCACAUCUGCCGCUCUCAAGUAGUGAUCUUGCCGAAGAGAUCUCCACACCACGACGAGUCGUAUCUGAGCCACCACAGGCACCAUUGCACCAACGAUCACUACCACAGAGCGACUUCACCUUCGAGUCAAACCACGCAUACCCAGUCUCAACCCAUGACAGAGAUACGAACGCAGACAUGGAGAUGGACGCCUCAAACCCAGCACCACCAAUCCAAGCUUUCACCGCCUCUUCCAACCCAUCUAGUGCCGAAGCAGUCCGCAUCGUCCAGCGACCGACUCGAAGCACCCGCCACUCCAACCACAACAGACGGAACAAUGGCAGCAACACACCGACACUGAGUUUCAACCUCGGAGCAGCAUCUGGCAGCAAGCGCAAAAUUCCUUACCCAGACUUUUUUGACAUUUCCGGUAUCAACGAUGGCAGCGAUCGCAAGGAUGGCAGUGGAACAGGUAGAGGUGGGAAGCGCAGGCAUGUGUGAAGCAAAUGAGUGCGGAUAUGUGAUUUGAAGUCAAGCGUUAUGACAGACAUAGCAUUCAGAGCAUCAUGGGAACGUCUAGACGGCUGAUGAUUCGGGUUCGGGCAGGAAUGCAUUUCACAGGAGGAGUUGAUCGUGUUUUUGAUGAUCGAUAAAGAUACCCCGUUGGUGCAUUGACGCAGACCACGCAUAUUGAUAGGAUGGCAAUUUCGAUUCUACUUGUGCAUAGUCUUGACGAACUAAAGAGCAGCUCUUUGUGAGCCCUUUUGGCAAGUUCAGCAUAUUCAUAUUACUAAACCCCAUACGUUUGGUCGUGCUCUAAG
Molecule: messenger RNA, 1433 nt
Organism: Pseudocercospora fijiensis CIRAD86
Lineage: Eukaryota; Fungi; Ascomycota; Dothideomycetes; Mycosphaerellales; Mycosphaerellaceae
Exons: 1
Coding region: 256-1113 (285 amino acids)
Source: RefSeq, a predicted model, not a curated record